CUCUCAAACAUUUCUCUCCUCUUUUUCCCUUUCGUCUUUCUCUCUCUCCCUCUCUGAAGGCGCUAUUCAUUCCUUAUCGGCUAACGUUUUCACUUUCUUUUUCUUCCAAACACCAGAAGGCAGAGAAAAUUCUCGAGAAAAUCCGCCUCUCUCUGUAACUACAAUACAUGGAGGCGUGCCUUGAAACCCUAAAAAAAUACCACUAUCUAACGUAGCGGAUUUGAUUCUCAAACCGUAGACAUCAGCCGCUUUAUCACGGUUUCAUUUGAAAUCAGGUUAUUGCUGUCAGUUUUCUCAGGUUUUCACUCUCUCAGAACCGUAUGUUUUUAUACGGUUCAGAGCUUACAUUUCGUGAGCAGUUUCUAACGGUUCUCCUUCGAUCUUGAGAAUACCAGCGUUUGGUUGCGCGAGUAGUGGGGAAUUGGUGUUUCCUGCCGAUGCGUUUGGUUGGAAUUGUAAUUUCAUGCCUCCAGAACCACAGCCCUGGGAUCGGAAAGACUUCUUCAAAGAGAGGAAGCACCAUAACAAUAAUAACCACCACGACAGGACGGCGUCUGACUCCUUGCUAGGAGGUGGCGGCGGUCCCCUGACCAGAUGGAAAGAUUACUCCUCGUUCUCUUCUCACAGUCGAGAGCUCCCCCGCUGGGGAUCUGUCGACUCUCGCAGACCUACAGGUCAUGGUAAGCAGGGAGGUUGGUACUCAUUUGCAGAGGAUUCUUGUCAUGGUUAUGUGCCCUCUCGAGCCGGUGACAAGAUGAUGGAAGAUGAGAGCACCCGUUUGUCUGUUUCGAGUGGAGAUGGGAAGUAUGGCCGGAAUAGUAGGGAGAAUAAAGGUUCUUUUAAUCAGAAGGACGGGAAAGGGCAUUCAUGGGAAAUGAGCCAUGGGUCAUCCAGCAGCCCUGGGAGGCUACAAGACCUGAGUAAUGAUCAGAGGUCAGUUCAUGAUGUGAUAACAUAUCCAUCUCAUCCUCAAUCUAGCUUUGUAAACACAUGGGAUCACCUUCAGUUGAAAGAUCGGCAUGAAAAUAAAAUGGGUGGUGUCAAUGGGUUGGGCACAGGCCAAAGAUGUGAGAGAGAGAAUUCACUGGAUUGGAAGACAAUUAAGUGGACUCGUUCUGGAAGUUUGUCUUCCCGGGGUUUGGGGUUCAGCCAUUCGAGCAGCUCGAAGAGCCUGGGUGGUGUAGAUUCCAAUGAAGGGAAGGCUGAGUUACAGCCAAAAAAUGCAACUCCAGUCCAGUCUUCUUCAGGGGAUGCAGCAACCUAUCUGAUGUCUGCCACACCAUCCGAGGAGAUUACUUCAAGGAAGAAGCCACGUCUUGGAUGGGGUGAAGGAUUGGCAAAGUAUGAGAAAAAGAAAGUUGAAGGUCCUGAUGUGUGUGGGAACAAAGAUGGAGCUGUUGUUUUGACUAGUAACAUAGAACCUGCUCAUUCUCUCUCUUCAAACUUUGCUGAAAAAAGUCCUAGAGUUAUGGGCUUGUCAGACUGUGCAUCACCUGCAACUCCGUCUUCUGUGGCUUGCAGUUCUUCAUCAGGUGUAGAGGAGAAAGCAAAUAGCAAGGCAGUGAGUGUUGAUAAUGAUAACAGUAAUUUAUGUGGUUCACCCAGUAUUGGGUCGCAGAAUCAUCUUGAGGGAUUUUUAUUUAAUUUAGAGAAGUUGGAUGGCGUUUCAAUAUCUAAUUUAGGCGCUUCACUUGUGGAAUUGCUCCAUUCUGAUGAUCCUAGUUCUUUAGAUUCUAGUUUUGUUCAAUCUACUGCAAUGAAUAAGUUGCUUGUAUUGAAAGGUGAUAUUUUGAAGACCCUGGAGAUGACUGAGUCUGAAAUUGAUUCACUGGAAACUGAACUUAAGUCAUUAAAAUCUGAAUUGGGAAGAUGUCCUUAUCCUGCAACAUCCAGUUCUUUGUCAGCAGAGAACACAGAUAAUUUAAAAGAACAGGGGACUGCCUCCAAUUCAAUUGCACGACCUGCUCCUUUGCAAAUUGAUUCUUGUGGUGAAGCUUUGUUGGAUCAAAUGCUUGGUUGUAGUCAUGCCUUAGAAGAAGCUCAUGCUAAUGUUAAAGAUGAGGAUGCAGAUAGUCCUGGAACUGCUACUUCUAAAUUUGUUGAACUGUCAACCAAGGUGAAGUUAGAGUCUCCAUCUGACAUGGUUAAAAAUGGUUCUGUUAAGUCAGAAAAUGUUGAACUUAGAUACACACUGCCUAAGGAAGAGGUAACUGGUAGCUCCACUGGCAGGAAUGGCAUUACACUUACAGAGAAUGAAGCUGGUGCACUUGUUUCUGGCGAUUUGAGUCUAUAUGCUGAUGGAGAAAACUUGUGUGAUGUAAUUUUGGGUGACAAUAGAGAAUAUGCUAUUAGGGCUUCUGAAGUAUUUAAUAAGCUAUUGCCAAGAGAUCACUGUAAUGUUGAUGUUUGGGGAGUUGCCAAUGUCUUGCGUUGUCAGGACAACUCGUCAGCCAAAGAAAAGUUUGUAAAGAGGAAACAGUUUUUAAGGUUUAAGGAGAGAGUAUUGACUCUUAAGUUUAAAGCAUUUCAACAUCUUUGGAAGGAAGAUAUGCGCUUGCUUUCAAUAAGGAAAUAUCGUGUUAAGUCUCAAAAGAAAUAUGAAUUGAGCUUGAGGACAACCCAUAGUGGCUGUCAGAAGCACCGGUCUUCUAUACGCUCUCGAUUUUCUUCUCCUGCAACAGGAAACCUAAGCCUUGUUUCGACCACAGAGAUAAUUAAUUUCACUAGCAAACUGCUUUCAGAUUCCCAGAUCAAGGUUUAUAGGGAUUUUUUGAGGAUGCCUGCAUUGAUAUUGGACAAGAAGGAGAAGAUGGUGUCAAGGUUUAUCUCUAGUAAUGGACUGGUUGAAGAUCCAUGUGCUGUGGAGAAGGAAAGAGCUAUGAUCAAUCCCUGGACAGUGGAAGAGAGAGAAAUUUUCAUGAAUAAAUUAGCCACUUUUGGGAAAGAUUUCAGGAAAAUUGCAUCAUUUCUUGAUUAUAAGACGACUGCUGAUUGUGUUGAGUUCUACUAUAAGAACCACAAGUCUGAUUGUUUUGAGAAAAUAAAGAAAAGGCCUGAACAAAUGAAGCAGUGCUCUAAUACCUAUUUAAUUGCAUCAGGCAAAAAAUGGGAUCGGCAGAUGAAUGCAGCAUCCCUUGAUAUAUUGGGUGAAGCUUCUGAGAUGGCAGCUACAUUCCAAGCCAACAAUGCUCGUCAGAUUUGUUCUGUUAGAAUCUCUUUGGGAGGGCGUAGUGAUUCAAAAUUGUCUUUGGGUGAUGAUGGCAUGACAGAAAGGUCAAGCAGUUUUGAUGUGCAUGGGAAUGAGAGAGAAACUGCUGCUGCAGAUGUUUUAGCUGGAAUAUGUGGUUCCUUGUCGUCUGAGGCAAUGAGUUCUUGCAUCACAAGCUCUGUUGAUCCAGGGGAGGGCCAACGAGAGUGGAUGCACCAGAAAACGGAUUCUGUGAGGAGAUGGCAUUCAACAUCUGAUGUUUCUCAGAAUGCUGCUGAUGACACUUGCUCAGAUGACAGUUGUGGGGAAAUGGAUCCUGCUGAUUGGACAGAUGAGGAGAAAUCCAUCUUUAUACAGGCGGUGUCAUCCUAUGGUAAGGAUUUUGCCAUGAUCUCACGAUGUGUUAGAACAAGGUCCAAGGAUCAAUGCAAGGUUUUUUAUAGCAAGGCACGAAGGUGCCUUGGGCUGGAUUUGAUACAUACCGGAUGUGGAAUUGCAGGAACCACUGUAAGUGAUGAUGCCAAUGGUGGAGGGAGUGAUUGUGAAGAUGCAUGUGUCUUGGAGGCUAGCUCAGUCAUCUGCAGUGAUAAGGUGGACUCUCAAAUGAAUGACUUGCCAUCCUCUGGGGUUAACAAAAAUCAGGACCCAUCCUGUGCAGGACCCAUGAGCUUACAAACUGACCUGAAUAAAACAGAGGAUGACAAUGGGGUGAGACAUUUUGAUGAUCCCAGAUCCAAGGAUGUAGGUCCUUUGGUUUCUGAUGAAUGUAAGAUACUGCAUAGUCCAGAGGUAGUUUCUGAAUUUGAGAGAAGGAAAAUGGAUGAUGUUGAUAGGCAGUCCAAGUCACUGCAGGCCCAAAAACUUCCUGUCUUAUUGGUUGAGAAGGAAGGUGAAAAAGAUAAGUUGACAGAACAAGCUGUAUGUGUACCAGUACCAGCAAUGAUUAGAGAAGCCUUGAAAUCAUACCCGCCUGGUUUAAAUGCUGUAGUUGAGACAACUGAGGCUCCUGUUAAGGGAUUCCAAAAUGGUUUGGAAGAACAAAAUGAACAUAAUAAAACAUGCUCAGCUGAUAGUAGUGACAGAGAUAUGAUGCGAGGUUCAAAUGUUGGGAAUAUUUUUGAUCUGGCGAUAGAGACAAGUUCUUGUUCUGUUCCUCUGAAGUUGGAUAGUGGGGAUAAGCUUCCUGUAAUGUCAUUGCCACCGGAGAACUCUCUUGCUCCUGCAACUUCUGUGGCACAUGAUUCUGCUGCCAUUGAAUGCGAAAAAACUGCUAAACAAAAUAGAUUUUCUACCAAACUUGACUUUGAGGGGAAUAAAGAUAAGAAUGCUGAUAUAUCUGUUGGCAGUGAAGACUAUCACCAUAACCGUAUGGGGCAUUCCAUAGUGAACCAUGUUGAACACUCCCAGAUUCUCAAGAGGUACCUGUCGCAGAUUUCAGCAAAGAAAGGGAUGAAUGGUGAUAUUGGCUGCAGACAACUUUCUGAAGUUCAGGGCAUUUCUAAACCAGACAGGAGUAACAGUGUGCACGUGGCUCAGGGUUGCCACGUUCAGAAGGGUACUAGUUCUCUGUCUCAUGCAGCAGUUCCUGAGUUUCCUCUUGUGUUGCCAAACUUAGACCAAAAGAAUGAUCCACCAAGAAGCCAUUUGCUCGGGUUAACAGAAGUGGAUAGACCAUGCAAGAAUGGUGAUGUUAAAUUAUUUGGUAAGAUUCUUAGUCAUCCCUCAUCUUCACAAAAGCCAAAUUCCUGUAGUCAUGAGACUGAAGAAAAGGGGACUCAUCAUCACAAACAGAGCUGCAAGGUAUCAAAUAUGAAAUUAACUGCUCCUCGCCCAGCUGAGAUGUUGAAGUUUGAUUGUAAUAACUAUCCAGGUCUUGAGAAUGUUCCUCUGGGGAGUUACAGAUUUUGGGACGGGAACAGAAUACAAACUGGCUGUUCAUCUUUGCCUGAUUCGGCUGUUUUACUGGCCAAGUAUCCAGCAGCCUUGGGCAAUUAUCCUGCUGCCUGCUCAUCCAAACUGGAGCAGCAGGCUUUGCAAGUCAAGAGUAGUGAGUGCAAUAUGAAUGGUGUAGCAGUUCUUCCUCCAAGGGAAAUUAGCAGCAGUAGUAAUGGAGUAGUGGACUAUCAGGUGUAUAGGAGUCGUGAUAAUAGUAAAGUACAGCCAUUUACCGUAGAUGUAAAGCAGAGGCAGGACUUGUUAUUCUCUGAGAUGCAGAGACGAAAUGGAUUUGAAGGUCUCCCGACUCUUCCACAGACAGGACGAGGGAUGGUUGCGUUGAAUGUUGUAAGAAGAGGAGGGAUACUGGUAGGUGGACCAUGCCAAGGUGUUUCAGACCCAACGGCAGCCAUUAAAAUGCACUAUGCUAAAGCUGAUCAGUAUGCUGGGCAGAGUGGGACCAUUAUUCGGGAGGAAGAAUCUUGGAGAAGCAAUGGGGACUUAGGAAGGUAGUAGUUGUUCUUUGAGGGCUCCGGAAAGAAGCCCUCUGCGGCAAAUGAUCUUUGCUGCACCUUGUAUAAUAGUUUUUGUAUCGUUCAAUGAAAAUGAUAGGGCAGUUGACAGUUUCUCA
Molecule: messenger RNA, 5774 nt
Organism: Mangifera indica (mango)
Lineage: Eukaryota; Viridiplantae; Streptophyta; Magnoliopsida; Sapindales; Anacardiaceae
Exons: 5
Coding region: 464-5656 (1730 amino acids)
Source: RefSeq, a predicted model, not a curated record